UCACGUGACUUGGUCGGUUUGACACGAGUCCAUUAUCAGUGCUCUGAAUCACUGCUAUCAUUCAGAUUAGAUGCGGUCAGAAGCGACAAAUAAGUAUGAGGAUCCUUUCCUUCAUUUUUUGGGUUUUAUUACUAGUGGACGUUUCUCCAUCUGGUCAUGUCAAAACCGACAAAGACUCCAACAGGGCAAACAUAGAACAGUAUUCUGACAUGAAUGUGUUUGUUGCUGUAGCAGAUGGAGUGGAGACAAUAAUAGUGAUGGAGGGAGAUUCUGUCACUUUAACCACUAAUGUUACUGAAAUAAAAAGCCAUGAUACAGUACUUUGGCUAUUUAGAGAUAUUAUCAUAGCUAAAAUGAAUAAAGAAGCUAAAAUGUACAAUACAUCCGAGGAAGAGAGAUUCAGAGACAGACUGGAGCUGGACAAACAAACUGGAGAUCUCACCAUAAGAAACAUCAGAACUGAACACACUGGACAGUAUCAGCUAAAGAUCAAGAGCACAACUGAGACAUCGAAGAAAUUCAGUGUUACUGUCCGUGAUGAAGUGGCGUCAGUGUCACUGAUGGAGGGAGAUUCUGUCAUUCUACAGACUGAUGUUACUGAAACACAGGGAGGUGAUCAGAUACUGUGGAAGUUUGGAGGCCAAGGCACCCUCAUUGCUAGCUUAAAUGGCACUAUUGAUGCUAGAUGGAAAAACAUGAUCAAAUUGAAUGAUCAUACUGGAGACCUCACCAUCAGAAACAUCCAAACUGAACACGCUGGAGACUAUCAUUUGGAGAUCAACAACAGCAGCACGAUCUUACACAGGAAAUUCCAUAUUGCAGUUAGUGAUCUCCCCCAGAGUUCACAUUGGCAGACAACUGGUCCAGUGUUGGCAUUCAUUGUUGUGAUCCUAAGCGUGAUCGUUAUCGCAAUCUGCAUUGGGAUCAAGAUGGGUAGGGUUAAAGUAUGUUUGUCCUGCAAGAAGAAUGGAGAAACAGAUACAGACACUGAUACAAUGGAGCCAUUAAACACAGAUGCCCAUCAACAGUAGUUCAUAGUCGGUACACAUUAAUGGUGUUUGAAAAUCAACUAUUUUGCACUGUGAAAAGGAGUUCAAACUUUCAUUUUUGUUGGCAUAAAUAGAAAACGGUGCUUUCGUUUAUUAUUAAGUUGAAGUUUGUCAUUCAGAUUCAUUCCUUAUCUGUAAAGAAAGUUUAGAAACAUUUUUUUUUUUUUUA
Labeo rohita (rohu) is the source of this 1218-nucleotide messenger RNA. RefSeq lists its product as uncharacterized. Bases 96 to 1031 code for a protein of 311 amino acids. The transcript has 6 exons. The record is from RefSeq and is a predicted model, not a curated record. NCBI's taxonomy places the organism in Eukaryota, Metazoa, Chordata, Actinopteri, Cypriniformes, Cyprinidae.